Thamnophis sirtalis is the source of this 1161-nucleotide messenger RNA. Lineage: Eukaryota; Metazoa; Chordata; Lepidosauria; Squamata; Natricidae. The record is from RefSeq and is a predicted model, not a curated record.
AUGGGUGGCAAGACAAACGAUGCACUGCAUGAACCAAAAGAGGAUGUAUUCAUGACAAAUAAUCUGGCACUUGGCCGGAUUUUAGACAUCCCGUGUAAAGUGUGUGGUGACCGCAGCUCUGGCAAGCACUAUGGGGUUUAUGCCUGCGAUGGAUGCUCAGGGUUUUUCAAACGAAGCAUCAGAAGGAAUAGGACUUAUGUCUGCAAAUCUGGAAACCAGGGAGGCUGCCCAGUGGACAAGACACAUAGGAACCAAUGCAGAGCAUGUCGGCUGAAGAAAUGCUUGGAAGUCAACAUGAAUAAAGAUGCUGUUCAACAUGAAAGGGGACCAAGAACAUCUACCAUCAGGAAACAAGUAGCUCUGUAUUUCAGAGGUCACAAGCAAGAUAAUGGAAGCACACCACACUUCUCCUCCGCAGCUCUACCUGCUCCAGCUUUCUUCACUGCUGUCACACAGCUGGAACCUCAUAAUCUAGAACUAGCCACCGUUUCUACAGCAUCUGAAAGGCAGAAUCUAGUUGGCUUAGCUCAGCCGACUCCAAAGGUUUGCUGCUUUUAUUCUUCUUUAUUAUGGAGGAAAUGCAACAUUGCUAUCAAACCUGGGCUGCAAAUAUCAGAACAAUCAGUAGAUGGCAGCACAGAGCUGAUGCUUUUGGAAGAUGCUUGGAGAGAACUGUUUGUUCUAGGAAUAGCACAAUGGGCCAUUCCAGUUGAUGCUAACACUCUACUGGCUGUAUCGGGCAUGAAUGGUGACAACACAGAUUCUCAAAAGCUGAAUAAGAUUAUCUCAGAAAUACAAGCAUUGCAGGAGGUGGUGGCUCGAUUUAGACAGCUCCGGUUAGAUGCCACAGAAUUUGCCUGCCUCAAAUGUAUUGUCACUUUCAAAGCAGGAAUACCUACACACAGCGGUUCUGAACUGAGAAGUUUCCGGAAUGCUGCCGCCAUUGCAGCUCUUCAAGAUGAAGCUCAGCUCACCCUGAACAGCUACAUUCACACGAGGUAUCCUACCCAGCCGUGUCGUUUUGGGAAACUGCUGUUGCUCUUGCCAGCCUUACGUUCAAUUAGCCCCUCAACGAUAGAAGAAGUAUUUUUCAAAAAAACAAUUGGGAAUGUGCCAAUUACAAGACUGCUUUCAGAUAUGUAUAAAUCCAGUGACAUAUAG